AUGCGAGCUUUGCGGCGGCUUAGACCACGUGCUGUUAAGACGGCUGGCGAGCAUGAAAGCGGGAGCGGUAGCGUCGAGGGAGGAGGGGAGACGAGUGGAGUAGAACCUGUAGCUCGGGAAGGGCUGGGGGCGGAAGGGGGGUUGUCAGCUGUUGGCUCGGGACGGCGAAGCAGGCGCCGAAGCAGAACCAGUGGUUCGGAUGAUUCCUGUUCGGGAAAAGAGGAACCGCGAGGACCAGGAAGUUCGGGGAAGACGGGAACCGUUGGGCGGCGCAAGUGGCUGCCGAAGGAGCCUGGAGUAGUGCAAGGCGUGAAAGUGGAUCCUGAUGAUCGAACGGUUGAGAAGCACCAGGGAGAGGCAGAUCAACGGUCAGGAUGGGAGGCAGCGCAAGAGCCGCUCGAGGCUGCGUCGUUUAGCGACGAUGAUGAGUCAUUCAGGGGGAAAAGCGGAACCGGAGAGGUCGUGAGUGAGACAGCAGAGGCGGCUGAAUACCGUCGCAUGGAGCGAAGCUUCGGGGAACGAGCGCAGGAGAUGGAUCCGGAGGAGCUUAGGCUGGCGAGGCAGCGGGUGGCCGAUCUUAUUCGUGCCGGGGAUGACGUGGAACAGGAGAUUGUGCAGCUGGGCAGGGAGGGCGCGCUGAACGAUGCGCUCGUCCUUGUGAUUCAAAACCGACUCAACUUCGCCAGGCACGAUAACGAGCGUCACGUUGUGCAGUGCCUCGAUCUCUUGCUGCGCCGCAUCGAGGCAGAGAGGGAGGCGCAGCAAGCUACACCCGCCCUACGCCUCCUCAACACCCUCCUGCACCUUGCCGAUGACCUCAGCGCUGACAUCAGCACCUCCGGCUAUGACCAAUGGCAGCGCGAGGCGCGCGAUGCCAUGAGAGCAGUGUUUCUGCCGGAGGACCCGUUCACGGUGGUCAUGCCGAUGGUGAACGGCACAGACGCUCCAUCAGCAUCAGCCCCAUGGAAUGACCUCGGUGGUACGGCUGAUUUGGGCGCAAGCAUGGGUGGUGAGAGCACGCUUCUUCGAAUCGACUUUAUCCGGGAGCUGGAGGAGCUUUUAGAAAUUGUUGAAGCUGAUGUUACAGCUGCUGCUGAGGUUAUCACCGAAUCUUUCAACUUCCCCCUAGACGGUCCACCAGAAUUAGAAGUUAACGGCAACACAGUUAUUGAGGAAGAUGGGGGUUCAUGGGGUAACCUCGAUGCCGACAGAGUGGCAUUGAAACUACGCCUAGAGGAGCGAUUUCUGAACGGGUUGAUCGCGCUGAACGCGGCGUGGCGGCUGUGGCCCGGCAAUGGCAAGCGGUCGACCCAGUGCCGGCAGUGGACUGGGAUCAAGUGCAACCCGCAAGGCAUGGUCACUGCGCUCGCAUGGGAUGGCAACACCGCAUCGACAAUCAUUGAAGGACCCAUACCGCCUGCCAUUGCCACUUUCACUGCGCUCUCCGUUCUGGACCUCCCGUCCAACGCUAUCAAUGGAACCAUUCCAGUGCGCACUUUCCAGCAACUCAAGCAGCUGCAGAUACUGGAUCUGUCUCGGAAUAACCUUGUGCCGCCCUUUCCAGCCCGCGCUUUGCAGUAUAUGACAGGCCUGCGAGUCCUGGAUCUGCAUCUCAUGGAACUUGACAGCCCGCUUGACAUGCUUGGUUACUCCACCGCCUUUCAAUACAUUGACCUCUCAUAUACUGAAUCCACAGGCGCCCUCCCACCUUCACUUGCUGCAGCCUCCAACCUCUCUCACCUGGACCUGAUGUACAACUAUCCCACAGGGAGCAUUGUCAGCAUUCUCAGCAACCUUACCUCCCUUACCUUCCUCUCCAUCAUCAAGGCUGUUGACCUCAUCGAUAGCUUUGCCUCCUUCUCCUCGCUCUCGCGCCUCUCGCUCCUGCAACACCUGGAGUUGGUGUCGUUGCACAACAUGACGGGCCGCCUCGAAGACAUGACCUUCCUCACGUCCCUCCCUAAGCUGCGCCAUCUGCAUUUCGGGGAUAUGAACGUGGAGGGGGAGCUUCCUCCCGAGCUCAUCCUUCUUGAUAAGCUCACCUACCUGGACCUGAGCUACCUCUAUUUCAACGACGUGCCUCUCUGGCUAGGGACCUUCACCAACCUCCGAACCCUUGCCAUCUCGGACACGCGCAACAUGCGCUCAGGGGCCGUGCCGCAGGACCUCUCUCGCCUCUCGCACCUCGUGGAGUUUAAGGCAGGAGGGAACGGUCUCGUUGGCUUCCUCCCCGACUCAUGGGCCUCCCUCACUGCCCUCACACUGCUGGAUCUGAAGGAAAACGGCCUCUUGGGCUCCAUCCCAAACGCCUUCUCCAACCUCCAGAGCCUCGGCACACUGGACCUGUCCAUCAACCAGAUGAGCGGCUCGCUGCCCACCUCCUUCAGUCCCGCCCUUCAGUACCUCCGUCUCAACGACAACCAGUUUCAAGGCUCUCUGCCAUCUGCCCUCGGCAAUCUGCCAUCUCUCGCCACACUCAAUCUGGGUUCCAACCGCCUUACAGGAACAAUUCCCAAGGACUUCACAGGACUCUCCGCCCUCACAGAGUUGGUGCUGAACUACAACCAGCUGUCAGGAGGGCUGGAGGUCAUUGCCAACAUGCCGUAUCUCAUCAUCUUUGAAAUUGGUUCCAACAACUUCUCAGGGUCGCUGCCUGCUGAUUUCUCCAAGCUCGCCUCUCUUAUGAAUUUCAUUGUGAAUAACAACAGCCUGGCAGGGGAGUUUCCGUCUGUGCUUCUGGACCUCACCGCACUUGCAGGACUCGACUUGUCAUAUAACAGACUCCAAGGGUCCAUUCCAGACGCCCUCACUAAACUCACUUCUCUGGAAUCUUUGCAUUUGGAGCACAACCAGUUCUCCGGGGAGGUGCCGGCCUUCCUCUUCCAAUUCCCCGCACUCGCAGAGCUGUACCUCUCAGACAAUCAUUUCCAAGGCAGCAUUCCUCAAAGCCUCGACGCCAGUACCACGCUCGGCACUCUCAAUCUAGAGGGCAACUCGUUCAGUGGCCCUCUGCCUGACUUCGCCCAGUGGAACACCAGCCUCACUGCUCUAUACCUUGGGUUCAACAAUUUCACAGGCUCCAUUCCUGACUCGCUCACUACAAUCACCUCCCUCCUUACCAUCACUCUUCAGUUCAACCAGCUGUCGGGCAGCAUUCCAACUUCUCUUUCGGCUCUCACGACCCUUGACACGAUAUGGCUGGCAGGCAAUCAGCUCUCAGGCACUAUCCCUGACUUCUUUGCAUCCCUCUCAAACAUGCGACAGCUUAUGCUGGAUGACAAUCAGAUCUCGGGCUCUCUGCCAGCUUCCUUCUGCAAUCUCAAGCGACUUGAAUACUUUGGCGUGCGCAACAACCGCAUGUACGGGCCGCUGCCACGCUGCAUGUUUGACUUCCUCGGACUCAACUACCUCGACGUGCGCAACAACUCGUUCUACGGCACCAUAAACCGCGACUUCAAGGGCAUGAACAACCAGCCCACAGCGCAGAACCCCAAACCCGCCGCGCUCAACCUCGCGUCCAACUACUUUUACGGAGAGCCCUUUGUGUAUGCCGCUGGUAGCAUGAUCUGCCCGACACCCGUCGUUCGCGACAUUGACUACCACGAUAUAGCCUCCAUAGGGGCGACCGCAGGCGGGGUGGUGGCGGCAGAUUCAACUUCCGGGCGGCAGGACUAUCGGGUGUCUGUGGCGUAUGAGAAAGGGCAGGCGAGUCUGCUGCAGAACUGCCUGGCAGUGCGCGGCGAGGCGGGGUGCCUCGUGAACGAGACGCAGCGGGCGCCGGAGGAGUGUGCAGCGUUUUGCAGCAUCACGGAGAGUGGCGUGUGCAACGGGGUGGGGGACUGCGUGCCGCCUGAGCCGGGGAGCAGCGGGCAGGGCUUCACGUGCCGCUGCAAUGCGCCGUAUUCCACUGUGCCUGCUGCCAAUGGCAAUGGCUCCUCCUGUGCAAUUCAGACCACCAAGUCCUCGCUGUCAACGGGGGCGAUAGUGGGCAUCUCAGUGGGGUGCUUCACGGGACUUGCUCUCAUUGCCGCGGUGCUCGUCAUCAUGCUCCGCAAGAAGAAGAGACGCCGAUGGGACGACCUGGAUGUGUGUCAGGAGUUCUCCAUCGCCACGAUGCGCAAGGCCACCAACGACUGGGCGGAGGGGAACGUGCUGGGCGAGGGGGGCUUUGCUGUCGUGUACAAGGGCGUCAACCCCGCCACCGGGCAGCUCUGGGCCAUCAAGAGGCAAACGCUCAUGUCUAACGACUUUGAAAUGGAGGUGCGGGCGAUGGCGAGUCUGAACCACAAGAACCUGGUGCGGCUGCUGGGGUUCUGUCUGGACAUGAACGUGGAGAGCGGCAAGCAGGAGCAGAUCCUCGUGUACGAGUUCGUGCCACACCGCGACUUCCAGUACCACAUCCACAAGCCCAAGCGCCCGUUGAACCUGCGGCAGCGGUUGAAGCUGGCGGUGGGGGCAGCGGAGGGGUUGGCAUAUCUGCACGGCUUUGAGAAUCCCAUCAUUCACCGCGACAUCAAGCCCGCCAACAUCCUCGUUGGGGAAAACCUCACGGCCAAGAUCGCAGAUUUUGGGCUGCUCAAGACGCUCAAGGUGGGGGAUGAGACCGCAACCAGGGUGGCGGGCACACCGGGCUAUGUGGACCCGGAUUACAAUCGCACCCAGAUGGUCACCACCAAGAGCGAUGUGUACAGUUUUGGGGUGGUGCUGCUGGAGAUGCUGACAGCGCGCAAGGUCACCAUGGGCGGCAGCUCCCACAUCGGCAAAUGGUCUGUGUUCUCUUAUGCUGCUACCCUCUCCUCGCUUCCUUUCGUCCUUUCCCCUCCCCCGUUCCCUCCUCAGGCGAGCAAGAUGGUGGCAGAAUGCACGCUGUACGACCUGAGGGAGAAGUCGCUAGAGAUUCCCGAGGAGGCUAUAUUGGAGUGGGCUGACCUCAAGAUGGUGGCAGAAUACACGCUGGACGAUCUGAGGGACAAGUCGCUGGAGAUUCCUGAGGAGGCCAUUGUGGAGUGGGCUGACCUGGCCCUUGACUGCAUCAAGGCGCCUGGGUCGCGGCGGCCUGAGAUGAAGGACGUGGUGAGGCGGCUGGAUCACCUGCUGCAAACCUACACGGAGGAGUAUGAGGGCGAGAAUGACCUUGGUGGGAUUGUUUCUGGGUUGAGCAGCAGCGCGAGCGAUGCGGGGCUGAGGAGCCAGGCUGGCACGAGCUCAGCCGUUGGAUCGGGAAUGAGCUUCCCAUCUUCCGGGGUGAUGCAUUCGUCGUUUAACAGCACGGUGCAGAGCGGUGUGAUGAGUAAGGCCCCGGUGAGUGGUAUCAGCGAGGUAUCGGGUGUGAGCAUGGCAUCGGGUAAGAGUGGGGCGGCUGGCUCGAGUACGAGGUCAAAGCUGAUGAUGUCUGUGGCGUCUGCACUGGGCAUGAGUGAAGGGGAGAUGGCGGGAGGGGAGGGCGGUGGGGAUAGUGCAGUGAUGCAGCCAGCAGGCGGGAAGACGGCUGGUCACAGCCUUCAGAGCCUCUUGAGUGUGAAGGAGGUUGAGGGGAGAUGA
This is a messenger RNA of Closterium sp. Naga37s-1, 5541 nucleotides long. NCBI's taxonomy places the organism in Eukaryota, Viridiplantae, Streptophyta, Zygnematophyceae, Desmidiales, Closteriaceae. The record is from the annotation of a GenBank genome assembly.